UACAGUAGGGAGCAGACUGGAGCAUGGCGCAGAGGAGGCCAGGCGUAAUCAAAAAGCUCCAAAACUUUCACUUUACCGUCAUUUUACCCUUUGCCCGUGCGUAAUUACGCGUAGGACACACCACUAUUGACAAGAGGAGCGUCCGAUUUCUGACUAAGCCCCUAACCUGAGCGACAGAGGAGAUGGAGAAUCCAGUAUUACAGACGCAGCCCUCCACGCUGCCGUUCUUUGACACAGCUCACGCCUUUAACCUCCUGAGGGGGAUCCACGAGCUGCGUGCUGAGAGGAAGUUCUUUGAUGUGACUCUUUGUGCUGAGGGUCGAGAGUUCCACUGUCACCGCACGGUUCUGGCUGCUGCGAGUAUGUACUUCAGAGCCAUGUUCGCUGGGACGCUGAAGGAGAGUGCCAUGGACCGGGUGGUGCUACAUGAGGUGUCUGCAGAGCUGCUGGAGCUGCUGGUGGACUUCUGUUACACAGGCAGAGUCACAGUGACGCAGGAGAACGUGGACGUUCUCCUGAAGACCGCUGACCUUUUCCAGUUUCCCUCUGUUAAAGAGGCCUGCUGUGCUUUUCUGGAGCAGAGACUGGACGUGUCCAACUGUCUGGAGAUACAGGACUUUGCAGAGGCCUACGCCUGCAGAGAGCUAGCUGCUAGCGCACGCAGGUUUGUGCUGAAGAACAUCAUGGAGCUGGCCAAAGGCACAGACUUCGAGCGGUUACCAUGGAAGCGUCUGCUGGAGUUUGUGACAGACGAUGAGCUGUGUGUGGACAAAGAGGAGACAGUUUAUCAGAUUGCGGUGCGCUGGGUGAAGGCCGAUCUACAGAGGAGACUACACUAUUGGCCUGAGCUGCUCCAGCAGGUCCGACUGCCCUUUGUGCGCAGGUUCUUCCUGCUGGCUCAUGUGGAGAGUGACCCUCUGGUUUACCUGUCUCCCACCUGUCUACGCCUGGUGAACGAGGCACGCAGCUUCCAAAGCUGUGAGUACGAUCGCCAUGACCGGCCCUGUCAGCGCAUGAGGCCCCGGCCGUCCACCGGGCUCGCUGAGAUCCUGGUGGUGAUCGGGGGCUGUGAUCAGGACUGUGAUGAGCUGGUGACCGUGGACUGUUAUAACCCUCAGACCGGACAGUGGAGGUACCUCGCUGAGUUCCCUGAUCACCUGGGAGGAGGCUACAGCAUCAGUGCACUGGGCAACGACAUCUACGUUACAGGAGGCUCUGACGGUUCACGACUCUACAACGGUGUGUGGCGAUACAAGUCCAGUGUAAACGAGUGGACCGAAGUAUCACCAAUGCUGAAGCCUCGAGAGUACCACAGCUCCUGCGUUUUAAAGGGACAGCUUUACGUAGUCGCCUCUGACAGCACCGAGAGAUACGAUCACGCCCUGGACUGCUGGGAGGCCCUACCCCCAAUGCUGCACCCCAUGGACAACUGCUCCACCACCACCUGCAGGGGGCGCCUGUAUGCCAUCGGCUGCCUGGCUGGAGAGGACACUAUGUCCGUCCAGAGUUAUGACCCAGAGACCAAUCGCUGGACUAUGGUGAACUGUGGUCAGCUGCCGCCCUGGUCUUUCACCCCCAAAACAGUCACUCUGUACGGGCUCAUCUAUUUUGUCAGAGAUGAUUCAGCCGAGGUGGAUGUGUACAAUCCUCAGAAGAACCAAUGGGACAAGAUCAGCCCAAUGACACAGGUGCAUGUUGGUGGCAGUGUGUCAGUCCUGGGUGGUAAACUCUAUGUCUCUGGAGGUUAUGACAACACGUUUGAGCUCUCUGAUGUGGUGGAAGCCUACGACCCCGGGACCCGAUCCUGGUCUGUGGCCGGACGACUACCUCAGCGCACUUUCUGGCACGGCAGCGUCAGCAUUUUUAGACAGUUUAUGCCCCAAGUCUCGAUCGCCUUCGAGCCACUGGAAGUCCCCGAUUCUAACGCCAUCCAACUACAUCGUCACCAUCGGCAACAAGUGCUCCAAAACAAUUUGAACAAUCUGAAUCAGAACCAGGAUGUAGAUGCUGCGCACUGAUUUUAGCUGAAAAACACAGGGACAUUUUACAUACACUGCCCUUCAUAGAAUUGGUAUCUGUGAAAAAUAUUAGCAAAUAAGGCAAAAAAUUGACUUUGUUGUUUUGAGAUUUUUUCUCCAAGAAAAUGUUGUUCUUGUAGAUUUUGGUGCCAAGAAAUGGAAAUUGCAACAAGGACUUCCCAGCAUUCAGGAAACGUCUAUUUCUGGAUCUGUGGUAUUAUCGGCCUAAAAAGGACUUUGUAUUUGAUUCCAGUGGCUACAAAAUUCAUUACAAAUUACAAUGGUCCUGGUUUGGUCCUGGCUUAGUCCUGGUUCAUUUCUGGUUUAGUCCAUGAAUCACUGCUGGAGAACUGCUCACAAUGGGGUUGAGUCUUUUAAUCCGAAAGUGUCCAAAACUACACCACUAAGUUACCGACAGUACUUUGCCAUAGAUUUUACUAUGGGGACAAUAUUUACAGAGGGCGCUGUAAUUGUGUGAACACUACACUAAUGUGAAAGUGAUCACGAUGCUGAAACAGAAAAAGCACUUUGCAACAAUAAGCAGGACUCAAAUCUGCGCUGUCUGGUUAGUUCAUUGCUAAAUGUUCUUAUAAUGGACAUUACCAAAUUACCAGUGAAUAAGCAAAUUUGUAGAUUUUGCGUAGAUUAAACUAACAAAAAAAAACACACAAUUUUGGAAAUUUUUUAUCGCAAAAGUAGUGCAUAAUAGUGCACUGUGUGUUCAGCUUUUAAGGAGACAGCUAAACUGACUGCUUGUCUCAACAGAGAUGUUAUUAAAUCCAUGUAUCAUUCACAACUAUUUUCUUCAUUAUUUGUCUCCAAAACUAAAAUGAAAAAAAAAAAACGGAUAACGAUUUAUUUCGAUUAUGAGUUUAAAUGAAUAAUGGAAAAAACAGAUAACGACCGUUUCCCAUUUCCGUGACUUAAACUGCGAUGCUGGACUUUUGCGCUGCACACGGACUGAUCCUAUCAAACUUUAUCAAUCAAACUUUAUUUAUAAAGCACUUUUCAUACAAAAAUGUAACACAAAGUGCAUCCUAGGGCUGAACCAGGACUAUACCAGUCUCAGUUCUGAUCACCCAACAGAGUACGCAGGCGCACGACCCGACUCCUGGUUCAGUCCUGGUUUAGACUUGGUUUAGUCCUGGUUCAGUCCGAAUUCAGUCCGAAUUCAGUCCGAAUGCGGUGUUAACGUCCGGCAUCGCAGUUUAAGUUACAGAAAUGGGAAAUGGCCGUUAUCCGUUUUUUCGAUUAUUCAUUUAAACACAAAAUCAAAAACUGAAAAAAAAAAUAAUUAUCUGUUUUUUAAAAGAAAAUUGUUGUUUUUACAUUUUCUUAUUUUUGGUUUUAUUUUGGAAAACAAAUAAACAAAUGAUACACAGAUUUUAUUUUUUGCCUGGAAUAUUCCACAGUAUGGCAUUCGAUAUUUCUAAUUUAUAUUAAUCCACUGUAUUUUUUAUUUCCAAAAUACCUUGAAAAACAUGAAUUCUUUCUGUAAGUGGGGUUACCUCUCCACAAAUCUGACUUGUGACUUGGCCUGCUCGUCUCCGUGGAGAUAAAUAAAUUUUAUGCUAUUCUGUGGAGCAUUCCAGGAAAGCAGUUACAUCAGUGGAAGAAAGCAGGUGGCACGCCCUCCACCAGAAAAGUUAUAUAUAGGCUCUGUUCAGGCUUACGUUACAAACCAGGAAGAUGUUUGGAAAGAUGCAACUUAAAUUACAACUUCCGACGGGUUCUGUUCUAGGAAAAAUGAAAAAAUGGCCCAGUUUUCUUCAUCUCCAUGUCAUUGUAGUGUUCCGUUAUGUUCAGAUAAUCAACAAUUACAACCAUACCUCAGUUUUUAUCAUUUUCCCCACUGAUGCACAACUCCGAGUGCACUGGGUACAUGUGAUUAGAAGAGAUCAGGCGCCAAAUUCAAGAUGAUUCCAAACAGCACAUACGUCUGCAGUCUUCAUUUCAACGCUGAUCACAUUUACUUAUGUCGUCAUCACAUGUUUCCAAACGUCUUCCUGGUUUGUGACGCAAGUGUGAAGAGAGCCUGUUGCACAUAAACAAAUUCAUUCUGGCCACAGCACUAUUCUAACCUGUGUCUUACGGUGUUUACAGUCACAUAGUUCUCAGAUUUAAAUUGGACUGUUCUUUGUUUACAUUCCGCAUGUGUAAUAUGAAGCGCUCAGACAGCUGUCCUGACUCAGCCUCACAGAUGUUCAGCAGGUGUGCCCCUCAUUACAGUAUCAUUAAUUCAAGAUAGCUGCAUGCUGUUUCCUGAUGUUAUUCUCCAUGUAGCCAUUAGACUGAACUGAGAUCUACAGUCCCUGACAAAAGUCUUGUCACUUAUCCAUUUUGUAGAAACAAAAGCUUAUAACUUGACUUUAAAUUAAUCGAUUGGUUUUAGAAAUGUCUCAUAUGAAAGCUAAAACCCUCCCAAAUUAUGCUCAAUAUACUAAAAAAAAUUUGCUUCACUGAAAAAAGAUUGAUCAUUUAAUGAACACGGAAAGGUCAGAUUUUGGCAAGACAAAAGUUUUGUCGCCUUGUCUUAUGAUGCACCCAAUCCUAGAUUACAGCCUCACCUGUGGUCAGUUACUGAUCAAUCAGUUAGUGGGUGUGUAUAAAAAGAAGCCCAGCACACCAGACCUUCACAUCAACUGCAACUUGACCUCUGACAACAUGCCUAAGAUCCACCCUGAGACCAAAGCGUUAAUUAUCAAGAGGCUGAAGACCAGAUCCACUGCUGAGGUGGCUGACACCUUCAAUGUGUCUCAGCGUCAAGUACAAAGAAUAAGAAAAAGAUCUGAAAUGACUGGAGAUGUUUUUGACAAGCCCAGGUCCAGCAGACCCCGCAAGACAACUGCUUGGGAGGACCGUUUGUUGAUUCAAAAAUCCAAGGACAGCCCCUUUUCCACUGCAGCAGACUCCACCAGGCCUGGUCACCUCAAGUCCCUGUGUCAACCUGAACAGUUUGUAGAAUUCUGUCUCAAAAUGGCCUCCAUGGUCGAAUCAGUGCACAGAAACCAGCACUAAACAAAAGGCAAUUAAAAAACCAUGUGGCAUUUGCCAAGGCCCACAGCCUGCUAAAAGGAUGGACACUGGAAAAGUGGCAGAAGGUGGAUUUCUCAGAUGAAUCCUCGACUGAAUUACAUCACAGCCGCCGCAAAUAUUGCAGGAGACCUACUGGAGCCCGCAUGGAUCCAAGAUUCACCCAGAAAACAGUUAAGUUUGGUGGCGGAAAAAUCAUGGUCUGGGGUUACAUCCAGUAUGGGGGUGUGCGAGACAUUUGCAGGGUGGAAGGCAAUAUCAAUAACCUAAAAUAUCAAGAAGUAUUAGCUCCUCUUACAUUCCCAACCAUAAAAGGGGUCAAAUUUUGCAGCAGGAUGGUGCUCCAUCGCAAACUUCUAUCUCUACAUCAGAGUUUCUCAAGGCGAAGAAGAUGAAGGUGCUCCAGGACUGGCCAGCCCAGUCACCAGACAUGAACAUCAUUGAGCAUGUCUGGGCUAGAAUGAAAGAGGAAGCAUGGAAGGCAAAACCAAAGAAUCUUGAUGAACUCUGGGAGGCAUGUAAGACGCUUUCUUUGCUAUUCCUGAUGACUUCAUCAACAAAUUGUAUGAAUCAUUGUCAAACCGCAUGGAUGCGUCCUUCAAGCUCCUGGAAGUCAUACAAGAUAUUAAAUAUGGAUCUCACAGCACCACUACUUAAUUCACUGACAUUAUGCAACAUAUUUUUGUAUUUGAAGUAAAUUAUUUGUAAAAUUUUCUGUAGGCGACAAAACUUUUGUCUUGCCAAAAUCUGACCUUUCUGUGAUCAAUCUUUUUUCAGUGAAGCAAAUUUAUUUUAGUUUAUUGAGCAUAAUUUGGGAGGGUUUUAGCUUUCAUAUGAGACAUUUCUAAAACCAAUCUAUUAAUUUAAAGUCAAGUUAUAAGCUUUUGUUUCUACAAAAUGGAUAAGUGACAAGACUUUUGUCAGGGACUGUAUGGCUGUGUUCACACGAUGGUUAGAAAAAGAACGCAAUCAAUCCCCAGGUACUACAUGAUGUUAAAACAAACAUUGAAAGUAGAGAAAGAGAACGAGUAUGAUUCUGAAAAGAAACUGGAAAAAUCUGACAAAUUUGGACCUUUCCCGAAUAGUUUUCGAAGGAUUAAAUUAUUAAACUUUAUCAAAUGAGUCUUGUGGUAUCAAAAUGAAUAUCAAAUAUCAAGUGUUUUCCUUAAUAACAAGUAUAUAUUGAGUUUGAAAUUUUUGUAUCUUGAUGACACUAGUUAACACCAGCUUUGGUCCUGAGUUAGUCCUUGUUUAGUCCUGGUCUAGUCCUGUUUUUAUCUUUAUUUAUUUAUUUGGUUUAUUUAGCAGGAACAGUGUACAUUAAUCAACAUUUCUCUAAAUCCUUUACCCCUGGUUUAGUCCUGGUCUUGUCCUAGUUUAACCAUGGUCCAGACCUGGUUUAGUCCUGGUCUACUCCUGGUUUAGUCCUGGUUUAGCCAUAGUUUAACCUGGUCUAGUCCUGGUUUAGCCCUGGUCUAGACCUGGUUCAACCCUGGUCUAGUCCUGGUUUAGCCCUGGUCUAGACCUGGUUCAACCCUGGUCUAGUCCUAGUUUAACCAUGGGCUAGUCCUGGUCUAGUCCUGGUUUAGCCCUGGUCUAGACUUGGUUUAGUCCUGGUCUAGUCCAGGUUUAGCUCUGAUUUUGUCCUGGUCUGGUCCUGUUUUAUUCCUGUUUUAGUCCUGGUUUAGCCCCAGUUUUGAUGACGUGAACAUGGUGUGUUUCACUUGCCGUUGUUUUCGCUCGGGCAGUAUAAUCCCAGUCCGUGCAUGAAGUCUUUAUAGUCGAUUUAGUAUUGAACGUUUCUGUGUUUAUUUAUGAACUUCUUUUGCUGUGUUGUCUAAAGGCAUUUUUGUUCAUGAAGUGAAUAUUUUAUUGCAUCCAAACUGGAAGUGCUCAAACUAUCUGUGUUUUUAUGUCAACUUUUAGUUCUUGAAAUGGUACUUUGGAUUUUGUGGUUCUGAAAGCAGCUUUACUUUAGGUUUGUGAAUACACUAAACAUUAGUGUUGCGUUUACAUGAGAUGAGACUGAAAAGGUGUGCGCAGGUUUCACGAGCUGCUGUUCUGAUCAGGAGCUAAGAAGCAAUACAUGCAGUGACCCGUUUUGUAAUGAAAAUGUUAUAUUACUGCAUUUACAAAUAAAGUUAUGUUUUGUAAAACUU
Molecule: messenger RNA, 7210 nt
Organism: Boleophthalmus pectinirostris (great blue-spotted mudskipper)
Lineage: Eukaryota; Metazoa; Chordata; Actinopteri; Gobiiformes; Gobiidae
Gene: klhl21
Product: kelch-like family member 21
Exons: 5
Coding region: 183-2018 (611 amino acids)
Biological process (GO): protein ubiquitination
Molecular function (GO): protein binding
Source: RefSeq, a predicted model, not a curated record